CCUUUAUGUGACUAAAUCACCAUGACUGCAUGUUUGGGACCUCUCAUUUAUCCUACUUCAAGUAAUACAGUGCAUGUGAAUCCACUGUAAUGGAGUUGCUGCUGGAGCUGUUUCUUGUCAUCUGCAUAUCAGGAGUGGAAGUGUCUACUCAAAUUAUUCCAGAAGUGCUGAAUGGCCCAGUGACACAGACUGUCCCUGAGACACAGUCUGAAGCUCAGUUCACCUGUCAUGCUCGAGCCUCUGCCGUAUUCUGGUACAUCAAUGGAGAUGAUCUCUUUAUCAGUGUUCCAAAUUGGAUAAUACUGUAUGACGAUAUACAUGACUUUGCUAAUGUUGAGGUGACGAGAAGACUCGGUGUGAUAACUCAAGGGCGUAAUGGGACAAAGAUUGAGUGUUUUGCUACAGGCUCUGAUCAGGGCACUGAUAGAUCUGCACCUGCUUUUCUGUAUACUAUCGCUCUUCCAUCACCACCAAAUGGAUUCAGUUACUCUAUUCCGAGCAGCUCAGCCAAUGAAGUCAGUGUGACUGUCGAUUGGGACCCUCCUACUGCGUUUUGUAAUAGAGAUAACGUCACCUACACAGUGACCAUCUCACCUCCGGCCCAGCUCUCUGCUACUGUCCUCACAUCCACCUCUUUUACUAUGACUGCUCAAUACAAUGUGGACUACAAUAUCAGUGUUGUGGCUACCAACUGUGCUGGGAGCAGUGCAACCGCUAUGUAUAACUUUAGUAUUGAGGGCUGUCUUGUUUUGACCGACCCCAUGAAUGGAAUAUUUGGACUAGUCUCCAACAGAUUGCCAGGAUCCAUGGUAACCAUCCAGUGUGUAGCUGGGUAUGUAUCUGCUAUUAAGAUGGUGACUUGUGAGGAUACACUGAUGUGGAGUCCAGACCUUGAGGGUAUUGAGUGUACAUCAUUAACUCAGCCUCCUCCCACAACUCCUCCUUCAAUGAACUGCACAGUUCCACUGCCCUCACCACAGAAUGGUACCAUCAGCGAUCAUUCAGUACCAGCUAUACCCGGUACACAAGUGACCUUCCAGUGUAACGAUGGGCUAUUCCCCGAGGGGCUACUGACUGCCACAUGCCUAGAUACAGGAGAGUGGGACAAUAAAUCAGGGGAGAUUGUCUGCAGAAGAGAAUCUAUUUCCUGUGUCCUGCCUGCCCCUCCUCUCAAUGGAGUGUUACUCAACACAAACAAUCAGAACACUAACCAAACUGAGGGCUCAGUCAUUACCUUCCAAUGUGGUCUUGGGUUCUCACUGGUGGGUGCAGCGACUGCCACUUGUAACAACUCCGGUCUCUGGUAUCCUGACCCGGCUCUAUUGGAGUGUGUGGAAGUGACAAGCGGAAGCAUUGCUGCUGUAGCUGGACGUGUUGUUAGCGGUGUGUUUGUGGUGGCACCGAUAGUCAUGUGGCUCAUACUUCUCUUAGUCAGUCUCGUCAACAAAGGAAAACACAGUCAACUGUCAGACAACGAACUACUAAAAGCCCCGUCUGGUUCAGUACAUGAGGAAGUUGGUCUAGCAAUGUCACCAAAAGUACAAGAAAUCCAAUUAGAGUCAAAUAAUAAAAAACAAACGGAAAAUCUAUACAUUCAGUCGCAGUAAAAACCAUGCUGAAGAAAUCGAUACGUGCAUGAGUAUAAUAUUAUAAUAGCUAUAAAUAUGGCUAAAGUUGAUAGCAGCUUUUGAAUUAACUUAACUGUUUAUUUGUUAAUUUACAUGCACGCAAGCAAAAGUAUAUUUCCAGUCACAGUUGUUUUUUUUACAUGCAGGAUAUAAUUUUAUAUAGACUAUAAUUUAUAAUAGUGUCUGUUUACUUAUAAUUAUAGCUGUGUAGUUUUGGAGAUAGAUUAUAUACGCUCCACAAAAUCUUGAA
This is a messenger RNA of Halichondria panicea, 1878 nucleotides long. RefSeq lists its product as uncharacterized. Gene Ontology annotation, molecular function: protein binding. The transcript is spliced from 9 exons. The coding region runs from base 90 to 1607 and encodes 505 amino acids. The record is from RefSeq and is a predicted model, not a curated record. Lineage: Eukaryota; Metazoa; Porifera; Demospongiae; Suberitida; Halichondriidae.